GUUAAUGAUGAAACCCAUACAAGUAGAAAGCAGAAAGCAAAAGUGCAAAAAGGUCCUUCAAACUAUAAAUUAAUAUGGCCACUGCACCUUUUGGAGAAGAGAGAAUAAAAACACUUGUAACCCAACAAAUGGCGUCGUUUCUAUCUCUCUGCUAUGUUUACAACUAGAAGCAUAACACAGCACAAUACACGCUCCUCUUCUUCUACUACUCCUCCUCUCUCACCAAAACUCAAUUUCUUCUUCUUCUUCUUCUUCUUCUUCUUCUGCUGCUGCUGUUGUAAUGGCAACAGCUAUUUUUCUCUUCUCUAUUUGUUAUUAUUACGCCACCUUCUUUUUAUUCUUAAGUGACGCCGUUCCAUUGUCAGAGAUCCAAGCUUUGACCUCCUUCAAGCAGAGCCUCCACGAUCCACUUGGCGCAUUAGACGGCUGGGAUGUUUCCACGCCCUCAGCUCCAUGUGACUGGCGCGGCAUUGUCUGUUAUAGCAACCGAGUUCGCGAACUCCGUUUACCUCGCCUUCAACUCGGUGGAAGCAUCACUCCCCAGCUUGCUAACUUGCGCCAGUUGCGCAAGUUAAGUCUACAUUCUAACAACUUUAACGGCUCCAUCCCUCCUUCUCUUUCUCAAUGCCCUCUUUUACGAGCUGUUUACUUUCAAUAUAACUCCCUCUCCGGUAACCUUCCGUCUUCAAUCCUUAACCUUACUAAUAUUCAAGUCCUUAACGUAGCUCACAAUUUCUUUUCCGGAAAUAUCCCUACCGAUAUAUCACAUUCACUUAAAUACUUGGAUAUCUCGUCUAAUUCCUUCUCCGGUGAAAUACCGGGAAACUUGUCGUCAAAAUCUCAACUUCAACUCAUCAAUUUAUCGUAUAAUAAAUUAUCCGGUGAGAUUCCAGCCAGUAUCGGUCAACUUCAAGAACUGAAAUACUUAUGGCUAGACUAUAAUAAUCUGUACGGUACUUUACCAUCGGCAAUAGCUAACUGUUCUUCCCUCAUACAGUUAAGUGCGGAAGAUAAUAAGCUUAGAGGUUUGAUUCCACCGACUAUUGGUUCAAUUCUCAAACUGGAAGUGCUCUCAUUAUCGAGCAAUGAACUUUCUGGUUCUAUUCCAGCCAAUAUCUUUUGUAGGGUUUUUGGUAAUGUUUCUUCGUUGAGGAUUGUUCAGUUAGGGGUUAAUGCAUUCACGGGUAUUGUUAAAAAUGAAAGAGGAGGAGGAGGAGGGUGUGUUAGUGUUUUAGAGGUUUUGGAUAUUCACGAGAAUCGCAUACAAAGUGUGUUUCCGUCUUGGUUGACUAAUUUGACUUGGCUUAGAUACAUUGAUCUUUCUGGAAACUUCUUUUUUGGUUCUUUCCCUGCUGGUCUCGGCAAUCUCUUGAGGUUAGAGGAGUUAAGAGUGAGUAAUAAUUCAUUAACUGGUAAUAUUCCUUCCCAAAUUGCACAAUGCAGUAAAUUGCAAGUUCUUGAUCUUGAAGGGAAUAGGUUUCUGGGUGAGAUUCCUGUGUUCUUGAGUGAAUUAAAGAGAUUAAAGUUGCUAUCUUUAGGUGGAAAUAGGUUUGUGGGUGACAUUCCUAAGGGUCUUGGAGGUCUUUUUGAGCUUGAUACUUUGAAAUUGAAUAACAACAAUCUCACAGGAAAAUUGCCAGAGGAGUUAUUGAAUUUGAGUAAUUUGACUUCUUUGAGUCUUGGUUACAAUAAAUUUUCUGGGGAGAUUCCUUAUAACAUAGGGGAGCUGAAAGGCUUGAUGCUUUUGAAUUUGAGUUCUUGUGGGCUUUCAGGGAGGAUUCCUGCGAGUAUUGGGAGUUUGUUAAAACUUAACACUCUGGAUUUAAGUAAGCAGAAUUUAUCUGGGGAAUUGCCAAUUGAGCUAUUUGGGUUGCCUAGUUUGCAGGUUGUUGCGUUGGAAGAGAAUAAGUUAGCUGGGGAUGUUCCUGAAGGUUUUAGUAGCUUAGUUAGUCUACAGUAUCUCAAUGUCAGUUCCAAUUCAUUUACUGGUGUGAUUCCUGCAACCUAUGGAUUUCUAAGUUCAUUAGUUAUUCUCUCACUCUCUUGGAAUCAUGUUUCGGGUGGGAUACCUCCAGAGCUUGGAAACUGUUAUAGUCUUGAAGUUCUUGAACUUCGCUCGAACCAUUUGAAGGGCAGCAUUCCAGGUGAUAUCUCUCGCUUAUCUCAUUUGAAGAAGCUUGAUCUUGGCCGGAACAAUUUAACUGGUGAAAUCCCAGAGGAGAUUUACAGAUGCUCCUCUCUUAUUUCUCUUUUCCUGGAUGGUAAUCAGCUUUCAGGCCAUAUACCAGAGUCAUUGUCGAGGUUGUCCAACCUAAGCAUCUUGAAUCUUUCCUCCAACAGUUUGAAUGGUGUCAUUCCAGCAAAUCUUUCACAAAUAUAUGGCCUGAGAUACUUAAAUUUAUCAAGUAAUAAUCUUGAAGGGGAGAUUCCACGAUCACUCGCCUCUCAUUUUAAUGACCCCUCUGUAUUUGCUAUGAAUGGAGAAUUAUGUGGGAAGCCACUGGGUAGAGAAUGCACCAAUGUAAGGAACAGAAAAAGGAAGAGAUUGUUUCUGUUAAUUGGUGUUACUGUAGCUGGUGGUUUCCUUUUACUACUGUGUUGCUGUGGCUAUAUUUACAGCCUCUUACGUUGGCGCAAGAGGCUCAGAGAAGGGUUAAAUGGUGAAAAGAAGCCAAGCCCAGCAAGAACAAGCUCAGGAGCGGAAAGGAGUCGUCGAAGUGGAGAGAAUGGAGGGCCGAAACUUGUCAUGUUCAAUAACAAGAUAACAUAUGCAGAGACAUUAGAGGCAACAAGGCAAUUUGAUGAGGAAAAUGUGUUGAGCAGGGGAAGAUAUGGACUCGUAUUCAAGGCCUCGUAUCAAGAUGGAAUGGUGCUCUCAAUCCGCCGUCUCCCUGAUGCAUCAAUUGAUGAAGGCACAUUUCGCAAAGAAGCAGAAUCAUUAGGAAAGGUGAAGCAUAGAAAUUUAACAGUUUUACGUGGCUACUAUGCAGGACCACCUCCUGAUGUGAGGUUACUUGUUUAUGAUUAUAUGCCUAAUGGUAAUCUAGCUACUCUCCUUCAAGAAGCCUCCUACCAAGACGGUCAUGUCCUAAACUGGCCUAUGCGUCACUUAAUUGCUCUAGGCAUUGCUCGUGGCCUAGCUUUCUUACAUUCACUCUCAAUGGUCCACGGUGAUAUCAAACCACAAAAUGUUCUUUUUGAUGCCGACUUUGAAGCACAUUUAUCUGAAUUUGGGCUUGAAAAGUUAACCAUACCAACACCAGCAGAAGCUUCAAUCUCUUCCACCCCGAUUGGGUCAUUAGGCUAUUUUUCACCAGAAGCAGCAUUAACAGGACAACCCACAAAAGAAGCUGAUGCAUACAGUUAUGGGAUUGUAUUAUUAGAGAUCCUGACAGGAAGGAAACCAGUUAUGUUUACCCAAGAUGAAGAUAUUGUGAAGUGGGUUAAAAGGCAAUUACAAACUGGCCAAGUAUCAGAACUACUGGAACCAGGAUUGCUUGAGCUAGACCCCGAGUCAUCAGAAUGGGAAGAGUUCUUGUUAGGAGUCAAAGUUGGGCUUCUUUGCACAGCACCUGAUCCGCUUGACAGACCAUCAAUGGCUGAUAUUGUGUUCAUGCUAGAAGGCUGUAGGGUCGGACCAGAUAUUCCCUCAUCAGCUGAUCCCACUACAUUGCCUUCUGCUGUUUGAACAUUUUUUUUUUCUUUUUUGAAACAGAAGUAUCAUUCUUGAUUAAUAUUUUUUGUUAUAAAGUUUGUUUAUGUCUCAAUUCAUCAAA
Molecule: messenger RNA, 3776 nt
Organism: Ricinus communis (castor bean)
Lineage: Eukaryota; Viridiplantae; Streptophyta; Magnoliopsida; Malpighiales; Euphorbiaceae
Product: probable LRR receptor-like serine/threonine-protein kinase At4g36180
Exons: 1
Coding region: 281-3688 (1135 amino acids)
Biological process (GO): protein phosphorylation
Molecular function (GO): protein kinase activity; receptor serine/threonine kinase binding; ATP binding
Source: RefSeq, a predicted model, not a curated record